This is a messenger RNA of Torulaspora globosa, 3591 nucleotides long. It is a transcript of the gene RPA135, whose product is annotated as DNA-directed RNA polymerase I core subunit RPA135. Lineage: Eukaryota; Fungi; Ascomycota; Saccharomycetes; Saccharomycetales; Saccharomycetaceae. Gene Ontology annotation, cellular component: RNA polymerase I complex; nucleus. The record is from RefSeq and is a predicted model, not a curated record. Gene Ontology annotation, biological process: DNA-templated transcription. Gene Ontology annotation, molecular function: ribonucleoside binding; DNA binding; DNA-directed RNA polymerase activity. Bases 1 to 3591 code for a protein of 1196 amino acids. The transcript has a single exon.
AUGAGUAAAAUUAUUAAACCGCCAAAGGCAAGAACCGCUGAUUUCCGGACUCUGGAGAGAGAAUCUCGCUUUAUAAAUCCGCCAAAGGACAAAUCUGCAUAUCCAUUACUCCAAGAAGCUGUUCAACCCCACAUUGGAUCAUUCAAUGCUCUUACGGAGGGUCCUGGUGGUGGGUUAUUGAACCAAGCCGUCAAGGACAUUGGCGAAAAAGUUGUGUUUGAUGGUAAGACUACCGAGAGUGACUAUCUUGGUAACAAGCUGUCGUUGAGUGUUGAACAGGUUUCCAUUACGAAGCCAAUGUCUAACGAUGGUGUCACUUCGGCGGUUGAAAGGAAGGUAUUUCCUGCAGAGGCCAGACAGAGACUUUCGUCCUACAGAGGCAAACUUAUGCUAAAACUAAAAUGGUCCGUUAACGAUGGAAAUGAUGAAGUUUUCACCGAAGUGAGAGAUUGCGGUGGUCUGCCGGUUAUGUUGCAGAGUAAUAGAUGCCAUUUGAACAAGCUAUCGCCGGCCGAUUUGGUCAAGAAUAAAGAAGAGUCCGAUGAAGUUGGUGGUUACUUUAUCAUUAACGGUAUCGAAAAGCUGAUCAGAAUGUUGAUUGUACAAAGGAGGAAUCAUCCCAUGGCCAUUGUUAGACCAUCAUUCGCCAAUAGAGGUGCUUCUUACUCUCAAUACGGUGUGCAGAUCAGAUGUGUGAGGCCGGACCAAACGUCUCAGACCAAUGUCCUACACUAUUUGAAUGACGGUCAAGUGACAUUCAGAUUUUCUUGGAGAAAGAAUGAAUAUCUCGUGCCUGUCAUCAUGAUUUUCAAGGCACUUUGCGACACCAGUGAUAGAGAGAUUUUUGAUGGUAUCAUCGGAUCCGAUGUAACUAACUCAUUCCUGACAGAUCGUCUCGAAUUGCUACUAACGGGUUAUAAGAAAAGAUAUCCACAGCUGAAGAAUCGAAGACAGAUUUUACAGUAUUUGGGUGACAAGUUCAGAGUUGUUUUCCAGGCUUCGCCAGACAAGUCAGAUUACCAAGUGGGCCAGGAAGUACUAGACCGUAUUGUUUUAGUGCAUCUCAAUAAUGAUACCAACAAAGAUAAGUCCUCGAUGUUACUUUUCAUGAUUAGAAAAUUGUAUUCUUUGGUUGCUGGCGAGUGCUGCCCAGACAACCCAGAUGCUACCCAACAUCAAGAAGUGCUACUGGGUGGUUUCUUGUAUGGUAUGAUUAUAAAAGAAAAAAUUGAAGAGUACUUGCAAAGCAUCGUGGCACAAAUCAGAACGGACAUAAACCGUGGAUCGCCUAUCAACUUCAAAGACCGCAAAUACGUCACUAGGGUACUAAUGAGGGUGAACGAGAAUAUUGGUUCGAAAUUACAGUACUUCCUGUCCACUGGUAAUCUAGUUUCGCAAUCUGGUUUGGAUCUGCAGCAAGUUUCAGGUUACACUGUUGUCGCCGAAAAGAUUAACUUUUAUCGGUUCAUUUCGCAUUUCAGAAUGGUUCACAGAGGUUCUUUCUUCGCCCAGUUGAAGACUACCACCGUCAGAAAGCUGCUUCCAGAAUCCUGGGGUUUCCUGUGCCCGGUCCACACUCCCGAUGGUUCUCCAUGUGGUCUAUUGAACCAUUUUGCUCACAAAUGUCGCAUAUCGACUGAACAGUCAGACGUUACCAAGAUCCCAUCAAUAUUGUAUUCGCUAGGUGUAUCGCCAGUGUCUCAAACUUUUGCGGCUGGACCAUCCUUGUGUUGCGUCCAACUGGAUGGUAAGAUAAUAGGAUGGACCUCACAUACCCAAGGUAAGAUCAUUGCGGACACUCUACGGUUUUGGAAGGUAGAAGGAAAGACGGCAGGCCUACCGCUAGAUUUGGAGAUCGGUUAUGUUCCCCCUUCGGCCCGUGGUCAGUAUCCUGGUUUGUAUAUUUUUGGCGGUCAUUCGAGAAUGAUGCGUCCGGUUCGUUACUUACCUUUGGAUAAGGAAGAUAUCGUGGGGCCCUUCGAACAAGUCUACAUGAAUAUCGCUGUGACCCCUGAGGAGUUACAAAAUAAUGUGCAUACACAUGUGGAGUUUACACCAACGAACAUAUUAUCGAUCCUGGCCAAUUUGACGCCAUUUUCCGAUUUCAACCAAUCGCCUAGAAACAUGUAUCAGUGUCAAAUGGGUAAGCAAACUAUGGGUACUCCUGGUGUUGCGCUAUGCCAUCGUUCGGACAACAAACUUUAUAGACUGCAAACGGGACAAACGCCAAUCGUCAAGGCCAACUUGUAUGAUGAUUAUGGUAUGGAUAACUUCCCCAACGGUACGAACGCUGUCGUUGCUGUUAUCUCUUACACCGGGUACGAUAUGGAUGAUGCUAUGAUUAUCAAUAAAUCUGCGGACGAGAGAGGUUUUGGCUAUGGUACCAUGUACAAAACGGAGAAGAUUGAUCUUUCACUAAACCGGAGUCGUGGCGAUCCAAUCUCACAGCAUUUCGGUUUUGGAUCCGAUGAAUGGCCAAAGGAAUGGUUGGAAAAACUGGAUGAAGAUGGUUUACCAUACAUCGGGACCUACGUCGAAGAAGGUGAUCCGAUAUGUGCAUAUUUCGAUGACACUUUGAAUAAGACGAAAAUUAAAACUUAUCACUCAUCAGAGCCAGCUUACAUUGAGGAAGUUAAUCUGAUUGGUGACGAGUCGAACAAGCUUCAAGAGCUCCAGACCGUCUCGAUCAAAUACCGUAUUAGAAGAGUUCCACAAAUUGGUGACAAGUUUUCUUCGAGGCACGGUCAGAAGGGUGUUUGUUCUCGCAAAUGGCCCACAAUCGAUAUGCCUUUCAGCGAGACUGGCAUCCAACCGGACGUCAUCAUUAAUCCUCACGCUUUCCCAUCCCGUAUGACCAUUGGUAUGUUCGUCGAAUCCUUGGCAGGUAAAUCUGGUGCCCUACACGGGAUAGCGCAGGAUGCCACUCCGUGGAUCUUCAGCGAGAAUGACACUCCGGCAGACUACUUUGGCGAGCAGCUUCGCCAGGCAGGCUAUAAUUACCACGGUAACGAGCCGAUGUACUCCGGUGCCACCGGUGAAGAGCUGAGAGCAGACAUAUACAUCGGUGUCGUCUACUACCAGAGGCUGCGUCACAUGGUGAACGAUAAGUUCCAAGUCCGUUCUACCGGGCCCGUCAACAGCUUAACCAUGCAGCCCGUCAAGGGCAGAAAGAGACACGGUGGUAUCCGUGUUGGUGAAAUGGAAAGGGACGCCCUCAUCGGUCACGGUACUGCAUUCCUGCUGCAGGACCGUUUGCUGAACUGUUCAGACUAUACACAAACCUCAGUCUGUCGCGAAUGUGGCGCUAUCUUGACCACCCAGCAAAGCGUGCCAAGAAUCGGCUCCAUGUCGUCGGUUCGCUGCCGUCGUUGCGCCGUUAAGUUUGAUGACGCCAAGAGGAUGUUGAGCAAGUACCAAGGAAACGACAGCGUUUUUAUCGACGACUCCCACAUAUGGGAAGAUGGCCAGGGUAAUAAAUUUGUCGGUGGUGGAGAUACCACCACCGUGGCUAUUCCGUUUGUUUUGAAGUAUCUCGACUCGGAACUGGCAGCGAUGGGUAUAAGACUGCGUUACAACGUUGAGCCACGCUAA